Penicillium alfredii is the source of this 600-nucleotide messenger RNA. RefSeq lists its product as uncharacterized. The transcript has 2 exons. The record is from RefSeq and is a predicted model, not a curated record. Lineage: Eukaryota; Fungi; Ascomycota; Eurotiomycetes; Eurotiales; Aspergillaceae. Bases 1 to 600 code for a protein of 199 amino acids.
AUGCCCCAUUUCCCCAUGAAUACCGGAUUCUCGUCGAAGGAUUCGUCCAGCGACCAGCAACAACCGUCCGUUCAGGCCAAAAACCGUCGCAAGCGGUAUCUGGACUUGCAUCCAGAAUACUUCUCGGCGGAGCUCGAGCUAGCCGACCCCUUACUGUACGACCGCCUCAUCCGCCGAUUCCAGACACCCCAGGAAAGAGAAGCGCAGGGCCGCGCCCAGGGGUUCUCGGGGAUCCUGCAGGCGGAUAUGCAGCGUUCCGAGGCGAAAAUGGACGCGCUAUUGCACCCGGACCCAAACGCCAUGCUUAGCUACACUCGCGGCCCCAACGGGGAGAUCCUCGCCGAGGAUCGGGAUGAGAUUCCCGUGAGCAAGGAAGAGGGCGAGAAGCUGUGGCGGUGGGAGAUGGGGCUGCGAUUUAUGAGAGGUCUUGAUCCCGAUUUUGAUUAUACGGCUGUCGAUGAGAAUGAUGAAUACGACGAUUGGACCGAGCACCAGGACCGCUAUUUUGAGGACGAGGAGCCUGAGUGGGUUGUUGGUGAUGCGCGUGGCAAUGAGGCUCAGGCUGUGCUGCAAGGUGAAACGGGUGUUCAGGAUUUCUAA